AAAAUGAUGGUCAAAGUUGAAACAAAAAGUUUUUUACAAAUAAGAUAAGAGAAUAUAGGUAAUCAAAAGUAACUGAGCAGACCGCAGUGUUCAACAAGAGGAAGCCUAAGUCACAAUCGCCGCAAACGAACAAGUGACAUAAAGGAGUUGCAAUGGCAGGUAAACAAAGCAGAAAAAAUCCCAAAUUUACCAUAGAAGACGCCUUUGAGGAGGAUGCUGACGAUGCCAUCCGACUCUACGGUGCCACGAAUGAGCGUUCGCCCUUCAAACCCAAGGAUCGUGACGGAAUAAUGGGCGUGGAUGAUGUUUCCGUGAAUAUGGAUGACAGUGUUCUUGGAAGCAAAGGCUUUCUCACGGUGCCUGAUGUGGAUGCUAUUUCACGUGACAGUGAUUCUCUCAUACCGGGCGAUGCAAGCAGCUUCUCAGAAUCUCCAAGAUGGUGGUUCCUCCACCCUAAAGUUCGGGAAAAGUGGACUCUUGUGGCUGGAGCCUUCACUCUCCUCAUCUUGGGACUAACCCUCCUUGUGACUGGAGUUGUUGUUCAAGUCAUACCCAUUGAAGGAGUCUCAGGUAUUGUAUUCAUCAUUACCGGCCUUAUAUGCUUCAUUCCCGGGGCGUAUCACAUUGUCUACGUCAUUUUUGCCGUUUCGGGCAGGCGUGGCUAUGACUUCUACAAUCUUCCGCUGUUCAACUGAUACAUUCUCCGGGAAGAGUUCUAAGGUUAACCAAAAAUGAAAAGGAAAUUUAAUAUUGUGCAUGUAGUGAUUAUAUAAUGGAAUUCUUGUAUAUUUUCAAUUUUGUAACAUUAGUUCAAGAAGUCAGAGGGAGAUCAGAUUGUCUGAGAUAAUUAUAUACAUAUAUGCACCA
Penaeus monodon (black tiger shrimp) is the source of this 867-nucleotide messenger RNA. RefSeq names its product transmembrane protein 134-like. Bases 153 to 695 code for a protein of 180 amino acids. The transcript is spliced from 3 exons. The record is from RefSeq and is a predicted model, not a curated record. Lineage: Eukaryota; Metazoa; Arthropoda; Malacostraca; Decapoda; Penaeidae.